AUGUCUCUCGAUCUGGAAAAGCAGUUGUGCUUCUAUGGCGCAUACCACCACAACACCGUCAAUAUUGGCAUUCAUAUGGCAUGCGUGCCUUUGAUUCUAGCGACCAGCUUACUCCUUGCAACAAACUCUCCCAAUUUGAUCCCUCUGCCAGAAUGGCUUACGAUCCCUUACCUACCUCCCAACGCCGGCACUAUCGGCGCCGUUCUCUACAGUGGAUUCUACAUGCUUCUUGAGCCUUUCGCAGGAACGUGUCUCCUUCCUAUUAUCAUCUCCUGGACUGCAUAUGCCAAUCACCUCACUACGGCACACACAUCAAGUGCCAAUCAAUUCGCGAUCGCGGUCUUUAUUGUCUCCUGGAUCUUACAAUUUGUUGGGCAUGGUGUCUACGAAGGAAGAGCCCCAGCACUUCUCGAUAAUCUCCUACAAGCUUUGGUCUUGGCACCCUUCUUUGUCUUCAUGGAGUUCUUAUUCAAGGUCUUUGGGUACAGACCCGAGCUUCAGAAGAGGGUUAAUCUCGCGGUGGAGAAGGAGAUCAAGAAGUUCAAGGCCGAGAAGCCUAACGGAGCAGUCAAGAACGGCAAAGCACAGUAA
Molecule: messenger RNA, 591 nt
Organism: Mollisia scopiformis
Lineage: Eukaryota; Fungi; Ascomycota; Leotiomycetes; Helotiales; Mollisiaceae
Product: DUF962-domain-containing protein
Exons: 3
Coding region: 1-591 (196 amino acids)
Biological process (GO): sphingoid catabolic process
Cellular component (GO): endoplasmic reticulum
Source: RefSeq, a predicted model, not a curated record